This is a messenger RNA of Cylicocyclus nassatus, 1206 nucleotides long. Lineage: Eukaryota; Metazoa; Nematoda; Chromadorea; Rhabditida; Strongylidae. The record is from the annotation of a GenBank genome assembly.
AAGAGACGUUCUUGCAUGGUAUGUCAUCAGAGGAGGAUGACGAUAUACUUCCAAGAGAAGGUGAAGAGUUGAAGACGAGGAAGGACAAGUAUACGUGUGUGAGGCUAUUAGGCAAAGGAGGCUAUGGUGCCGUUUACGAAGUGCUUCGAAAAAGUGAUAACAAGAUAUUUGCUAUAAAAUGUGAGAAGCUAUGUGCGAGAAAAAAGGUACUACCGAUGGAUUGCCGUGUCUUACGUGGAGCACAACUCAUAAAAAGUUGCCAUUUUUGUACAAUAGAAGAUAGAGGGAAGAUUGAAAACCGUUUCAUUUUUCUUGUCAUGAAACUCAUUGGCACAAAUCUCUGGGAUCUCCGGGUAGAACGAGAAUCCAUGCGAUUUACACUUAACACUUCCUUGAAAGCAGCUGAACAAUGUCUCAUUUGCAUAGAAGAACUGCACAGGCUAGGUUUUCUUCACCGCGACAUUAAACCGGGGAACUUUGCGAUUGGUCGACAAGACGCUAAUGAACAUCACAUCAUUUAUAUGCUGGAUUUCGGACUAUGCAGAAAAUUCCAGGAAAAGGACAAAGAUGUUCGAGUACCCCGAGAAGUAGCCCCAUUUCGCGGCACAACACGAUACGCACCGAUUGCAGCCAUGAAACAGAUCGAGCAAUCGCGCAAAGACGACUUAGAAGGAUGGAUGUACAUGGUCGUUGAGUGGACUUCAGGUGGUCUACCGUGGAGAAAAUAUAAGGCCGAUAAUCGAGAAGAAGUGUUGAAAAUGAAGGAAGAAGUGCGUGACAAAGAGGAAGCAAUGAACGUAUUUUUCAGAAAUUGUCCAGAAAGGGAAUACAAACGUAUAAUCAAAUAUUUGUAUGAACUAACUUACUUCUCUAUACCUGACUACAACUUUAUAUACUAUUGUAUACAACAUGCUUGUAAGGCCAACAACAUCAAGCCGACAGACCCGCUGGAUUGGGACAUGGCGCACGAAUUUGCAGGACCAACUGGGCCACCAGGAGACGGCAAAAUGACCGAUAUGAAAUUGGACGAGCAUGAAGAAGACUUUGGAGGUGAAAAGAAAGUAAAGGAAAAGGACAAAGGUCUUCAAAAACAAGAACAUAAAAUUUCGGCACCUGUUGGUUGAAAGAAAACAAUGUUCAUUGUCUUCAUGCUAAUCUACUAUCUGCAUAACGAAUUGACAUAAUGAGAUUGUGGCUUUGUUACUU